UUCCAUCGGCGCCAUUUUGGAUUUACCGCCAUGUUGCCUGGACGGGUCCUGUUGUUGCUUCUGCUAAUAAGUUGUGCUUAUGGACAUAGAAUUAAAAAACAAGAAAAGAAGCAGCCUAACGUCGGCAUCAUAGGUGGCCACAAGAUCUCCAUCGAGUCGGUGCCGUACCUAGCAUCACUGCGGCUGAACGGCACCUUCCACUGGUGUGGCGGGUCCAUCAUACACGAGCGGUUCAUCCUCACUGCAGCUCAUUGUAUUGUGCCGAACAGAGAGUUCAAAGUCCUGGUUGGCACAGACAAGGUUGAUGAAGGGGGAAAAUUGUAUGAUGUGGAAAAAAUUAUAAUACACGAAAAGUAUUCGAAUGUGACCGAGGACUAUGACAUUUGCAUAUUAAAAUUGAAUGAAAGCUUGACUUUUGGACCGAAAGUAAAUAAGGUUGCAUUGACUGGGAAUAUCGUGAAGCUGAAGAAAGGAUUGUCGCUGAAUGCUACUGGAUGGGGGUACACGCAGCCCGAAGGCAAGAUAUCAGAGAAUCUGCAGCAGGCUUCAGUACCAGUAGUACCGUGGCUGAGUUGUCAGCUGUCGUACGGUAAGAUGAGACGUAUCACCAGGAGGAUGCUGUGUGCUGGUGGACGAGGCACGGAUUCUUGCUCGGGCGACAGCGGUGGUCCAUUAACUUGGAAUGAUGUGCAAGUUGGAAUCACCUCCUUCGGAGCUGGUUGCGGUGUCGUACCAGGAGUCUACACCAAGAUCUCCGUGAUGCAGCAGUGGAUCAAGGACACGGUUGAAAGUAAUCACAAAGAGAAGAAUAUUAAGAAGGAAAAGAAGCUUAAGAAAAGACUUUUAAAACGCGCUCAGAAGUGAUUUUCGAAUUUAAUGAGAGUCAAUAAAGUUUACUUUAUAUUGUACAAA
Molecule: messenger RNA, 912 nt
Organism: Spodoptera frugiperda (fall armyworm)
Lineage: Eukaryota; Metazoa; Arthropoda; Insecta; Lepidoptera; Noctuidae
Product: trypsin 5G1-like
Exons: 5
Coding region: 31-864 (277 amino acids)
Biological process (GO): proteolysis
Molecular function (GO): serine-type endopeptidase activity
Source: RefSeq, a predicted model, not a curated record